AUGGGUCAUUGACGUAACCAUUUACAUGUUGCAGACAGCUUCAUUUAGAAAUCUAAAUCAUUGACAGAUUCAUCACAUAAUGAGUUGAGUGACUCCAUCUACUACAAUGAGUGCAGGCCCUCUGGUGGUGGAGAUUAUCUGCACUUGUCUGCUUGCUGCAUUUGUGCUUCAUCGCUAUGGUGACCUGAGAAAACAACAUGUGUUAGUCACCCUCGCAACAUUCAUUGCCUGGUACUUUUCAUUUAUGAUAAUAUUUAUCAUACCUUUGGAUGUAUCAUCGACAUUUUACCGUCAGUGUGUCCAUCAAAACACACCCGCUGUGUUAACAACAACAACCACAGAAUCGAACAAUGUGUCAUCAACAUCAUUGCCAGUGACAACAGCACCAGCAGCAACAACUGCCUCUGAGAAUGGCACAAAUAAGUCGGAUGGGUCAUCGACAUCCAUGCCUCUGUUGGUACACUGUCAGGCGCCACUGAGCCACGUUCCUGACCACGUUCUCCCAGCUCUGUGGCGUGUGGUGUACUGGACGUCUCAGGUCUUAACAUGGCUGAUCCUCCCAAUGAUGCAGUCCUACUCCAAUGCUGGAGACUUCACAGUUGUGGGGAAGAUCAAGUCGGCUCUGAUUGCCAAUGCCAUCUACUAUGGCACCUACCUUCUCAUCUUCGGAGUGUGUCUUAUCUAUGUGGCCAUCAGGCCGGACAUUGACAUUGAUGCUGAGAAGUUGAAGGUCAUUGGUGCCACUGCCAGCAACACAUGGGGAUUGUUUGUCCUGGUGCUUAUGCUGGGGUAUGGAUUGGUGGAGGUGCCACGCAAUUUCUGGAACAGCUCAAAGAGAGGUUACCAACUCUCCCGAACCUACUUUAAAAUUGCAAAACUCAGCACUGACAAGUCAGAGUCUGAAGAAUCUCUUGAAGAUAUUCUUGAGGAGAUCAAAAGAUAUGCUGAAAGAAUUAGGUACAACCAUCCAAUGAGCAAAAACAUGGAGACUAUUCUAUCUAAGUGUCCAGAUUAUAUUCAGAAGUCAGUGCAGCCAAGCAUGGAUGAUUAUGAGGAUUUUGACAAAACUGUUGACUCGAUCACAGAGAAGUCCCUGGUGCGCCUUCAUCAAAAAGUGAUUCGCUGUUCCCAAAUCAACAAACGUACCCAGAUCCAGUGGAACAACCUGAUAGAGAAGGUGUUGGAUCUGGAGGACUGUCAGGCCAAUGAAAACAGCACUGACAAACGCUUCCAUCGGGUGUAUGGCCAGUAUAAUGGUCUUCUGAGGGGACUGUACACCCCAGCUGUAGAAUGGUAUUGGAAGUGUCGAGUCCGUCCGUGGGUGAUGAUGAUCACGGCCAUUGCUCUGAUGGUCUUCUCUUUCAUGGUUGUGUGGUCAGAGUGCCUCUUCUUCGUCAAGGACCCUGUCCUAUCUCUGUUUGCUGUCUUCAUCAACCUGGCCAAGCAGAACUAUGACUAUGUCUACAUAGAGAUUGCAUCAAUCUUGACGAUUGCCUACCUGUGUAUCUGUGCGUACUACAGUGUGUUCCAAAUCCGGAUCUUCAACUAUUAUUACAUAGCACCGCAUCACCAGACUGACGAGUACAGCCUCAUCUUCACUGGAAUGAUGUUGUGUCGACUGACGCCCCCAAUGUGUCUCAACUUCCUUGGCUUGAUCCACCUGGACAGUCAUGUGACUUCAGGCAACAUGGAGGAGACCUCCUAUACCCAUAUCAUGGGCCACAUGGAUGUGAUAUCCUUUAUCUCGGAUGGGUUCAACAUCUAUUUCCCCAUCCUCAUCGUGCUGCUGUGCAUCUGCACCUACUUCUCCCUGGGCAGUCGCAUCCUAAGUCUCCUUGGCUUCCAGCAGUUCAUCGGCGACGAUGACAUGACACAGGAACUCAUUGAUGAGGGCAGGGAGAUGGUGAAGAGAGAGAAGCGGAAAAGAGAGCGGCAGGUGAAUGUGGACCACAAACGUAAACACUGGCAUGAGACUGGUAGGCUGGACAGUGGGGCGAGUCCGUCCACUCCUCCCCAGCGGAUUCCCCCCACCAGCACAGAUAAGAGAGGGGCAUACACUGUGCCAAGAAGCCCCGACGACAACGACCGCACUGAGCUCCUCCGUCAAGCCGAACCUAUUGACUACACCGACGACCGGUCCGACCCGCUAGCAGAGUAUACUCGCAGUGCUGACACUGUGCCGCUGGGGUACCAGUCUCGACCUGCGCCCUCCCGAUUCAGCUCCAGUAGACCUACGUCACGACCCCUGAAGGGGAUAUUUGAUGAUGUUUAACAUUCCUGUUAUAUAUUCCCGACAUUAUUUCCCAAGCUCUUACUUUCUUGCUUAGUAGACAUCAUCGCGAGGAGGAUGCAUAGUCGAUCUUUAAGUGUUUCUCAUGUUUAUCAUUGCCAGGAACUUAUACAUUAAUCUUCCAUCCAGUAGAUGUGUAUAGAUGUGAGAUAGUGAAAUCCGGCCUUUUGUAAAUGUUUCUGCAUAUCAUAUGCAUGACUGCUAGUUUGAAUAUUUCAUCUCUUUGAACAAUCUCAGCAAUGUAGAAAUUCUUGUUGUUUUCGUGUAUCCAUUUAACUUGCUCUUUAUAGAAACCUUUUUGUGAGAUAACCUGAAUCAGUGGGAUUGAAAGAGUGGUGACUGUUUGUUAUGUGUUGUGAGUUGUGAAAGGAUUGUAUUGUGGGAAGGAUAUUGAAGAACAUGUAAAGCUUAUGAUCCUGGUAUUCUUUAUCUGUCGACAUUUAGAGCAUUGUAGGUAGUAUGUACAGUGUUGAAGAAAGGGGAUUCCAGGUUGCUGCUAUGGGAUUUGAAGACUUCUACUUAUAGACCUGCGUGAUGGCUAAAAAAUCUUACCCAAGUACUAUGAUCAUAUGUUUUCAUUAAUUUGACAUGACGCAGUGUUAGCUAUAUGUUGAAGAAAUAAGUGGUUUAGGUUUGGGUGUGAUUUUGUGGACAGUAAGCACAUAUUAGUUUUCUUUAAACAAGACCAGUUUGUUAUUGGUCUUACAGAUUAACCUUGAACAAGUGUGACAAAAGGAAGUCACAUUACUAACAAUGUUUGGUUAGAAAUAUACCAAAUUUUAAAUACGUUUUUGUUUCUUUUUAAAAUUUUAAAGUAUUUUGAUGAGAUUUUUGUUGGUUCAAUGAAAUGAACCUGAAAUCAAAAUAAACAAUAUUUACUUUAACACAUCACUUUGGCAUUUUCACAGAAAUACAAUUAAUGGUCAUGCCAGCUUAAACCAUUUUUAGACAAUAUUCAAAUUCUCAUCUAAGCCACAUGACAUAGGUUCAGUGUUACUUGAUGUUCCUACUUAAUUGAUGUACUGAAUGAUUUUUGUAGUAUUUAUUUACCCUAUGUUUUGUUUGUUUUUUGUACUAAAUCAAAGUGAUUGCAGGGGAUUAUCAAAAGGGGAUUGAUUUGCUGGUCUUGUAAUUAUAAUAGUAGGUGGAACAGUUGUUCUUUUGAAUUUACAGUUUCUACCUUCAUCACCAUCUUGUAUUGUUUUGUAUUAGGUGUGAAAUCAUUCGAUCAUACUUUCCUGUGUAUGGAGCAAUUAACUUAAAAUUGAAUGUGCAAACUAACAAUAGAUGAUUAAUACUGUGGUUUCUGGUUUACAGUUAUAUUUAAUGUCAGGAAUUGGGAUAUCUGCUGAUUGCUACAAUAAUCUCACCAUGCUACUCAUCUCAACAUGUAGUUUUUACUGGAUAACUCAAAUAGCUCUUACGACUAUUGGGGGUACAUUAAAUCAUUGGUGGCAUUUAUUUGUGGUUGUGUCUGUUGUUUACCAUGCUUUAAUAUUGUUUACUUGCUGUGCUAUGCUUUAUUCAAGAAUGCAAGAUCAUGGCAAAAUGUUGAUGUUAUUUAUGUUGGAUUUGAAUGCAAAAUGUUUCUUCUUUUGUUCAGAACUUGCUCCUAACUUUCAUUUCUGUUCUGUAAGAUUCGAGAAGCCUACCUGGUUAACAUGUGUAAAGGGUGUGUUGUGUUAAUUGUAGAUGAACUGUGCUAGAAACUAACUACAUCUUAGCCGAAUUGCAUGGUAGGUUAUACGAGAUGGAACCGAAUAAACCUUGGUUUUGACUUUGUACAAUGCGUUCUUGUGCAAUGAAUAAAUGCGAAAGGUUGUUGUAUGAAAAUAUUUCCUUCAGAUAUGCUGCUGUAGGAUAUUUUAUACCAAAUAGAUUGUAUUAAAAAUUCAGAAAUUACUUGCCAAAGAGAAGUAGCAUGAUCUUUACCAUGAGGUGAAAUAUGACACUAACUUGAUAUAUACAAGUAACUUUGAUGCAAAGAUGUUUCAUGCACUAACAGAUCUCAUUGGACAAGAGCCUGUGGCAACGUAUAAUGACUUUGGUCAUCAUGGCAGUAUGACAUGCUAUUCAUACAACACCGUCUGUACUAGAUCAAGUCUAAGUUAGUCUCUUCCCUGAACUCUCAGAGCCCACUGGAGAUGACUAGUUCCAUGAAACCUUUAAGUAAUGGUCACUGAGUAAUGUCCUGUGUAUAUUGAUUUAAGUGUUUGGACUAACGGAAAAACUAACACAAGCAAGCGUCCCAAAUGCUCGCAAAUGAACCACUAUUUGAAGAUGAGAAUCUUUAAUGUAUAAACAGUGGAGAGACUAGGACUAUUUUGCAAGAACAGUGUCUAGGGUGAGCCUGCAUAUAGAACAUGGAAAUGUUGUGAGGUUGAUUACCUGUUUAAUUGUAUGUGUGUCAUGUAAUGAGUGUCUACUUGUCCUUUCAGUGCAAUUUCUUCAUCUUUUUCUGUCCUGUGAUUUGAUAUCUAGUCAUUCUUGUUUAUAUGUUUGUUUAUUUACCAUAUAAUACUUACCUCUAACAUUGUAUAUAGUUGUCAUACUUGCAUUACACGUGAUGUGAUAUAUUAUGUAUUAUAUCAUGAGGUGAUAUCUAUGGAGGCUAGUUUCAUUAUAUGUUACUUACUGUAUGUAUUUACAUGUAUGAUGCUAAGACAUUAACUAAAUUUUAAGGAGGAUUGUUCUUGUCUUUUCUGUCUGGAGUUUUAAAAGUGCACCCUAAAGUUAAUAUUUCCAUUUUUGGCAUCCAGAAUAAUUAUUUCAUUUAAGGUGGUUUUACUGGACAGGAGAGCCUGAGAACCAAGCAGUUGUUAGACUCAAAAUAUCAUCAUGGCUCCUUUCCACAAAAAGUAUCUCAGCAUUGUGACCAUACUGUGAGAGAGACUUACUAAAGUCUUAGCUAAGAUCACUUGUGGAAUGAGGUCAAGGGUAUGAAACAUGAAUGUUGAUCAUUGUGAAAAUUAGAUAUUGCCCAUUGUCAUUGGAUAUAGCAUUUGCAGCAAGUAUAUAUAGAGUCUGUACCUGGUCAAUAUUAGAACAUCCAGUCACUGGUUCAUCAGCUUGUCAUAUGCACUGUGAGAUGAGUGUAUGAUGUUGUAAGUACAUAGUUAUUCCUGAAACUGCUUGAUUAAUCAAAGGGACCAGACACAAUUGUUUCAUUUACACUAAGAAGAAGUACAAAAGAACAUUUCAUGAUAAUGGCAAUUAUUGUUGUUGUGAGGAAACAAAUAUUUUACUACCGGUAGUAUUCUCACUUCUAAAGAGAUCACCUUCCAGGGUUUAUUUUUUUGUUGUUGCUUUCAUUUAGAAUCUGAUUUAUGUUUUCCAUUUGGCCUAGUUUAAUACUGGGUUUCAUUAUCGUUGUUAGUGUAUGGCUGAAAGACAUCCUUGAUGUGCGAUAUUUGUAAGAUAUUGAAAUGGACAUGAUCUGAAGCGUGUCUGUUUCAGAAAGGACAUUUUAAACAUGAACAAACUGACCACUCCUUCCCUACUGUUGUACACAAUAGUGUUGAAUCUGAUUGUUGUAAUUUUAGUCAGAAUUUCUUUGUAAGAUUUGUUACUGUUUUGAUGUUGACUAAACCACCUUGUUUUCUCAACAGGCUGAAGGAAGUUAAAUGUCAUUGUAUUGCUUCUAUAAUGUGUAAUGGCCCUAUAGAAUUGUUAAAACAGUAGCUCAGUCAGCAGAGAUGCCAGCUUGUUCACUCAGGAUAAACAGAGAAAAGGUUUUUGUCAUUAUUCCGGCCAAGUCAUUUCUUUAUGUGUUUUGUGCACAGCAACUCAUAUUAUAUUUAUGACCAAAUGUUUUGGAUUAAUUUUCAAGUUGUAUCUGAUAACAUACCAGUCUGGAGCAGAUUUGGUUAGUUUUGUUUAGGGCAAAGCUUGUUCACUUUCAGGAUUGUCUUGAUCACUACAGCAAGAGAUAAGGCAUAAUUGAGGUAUUAUAUAAUGUAUUCUUGGUUGAUCUGAGUCCAUUGAAUUAGACGAACACUUGAAAUAUAUAUGGAACUAAAUAUGCAUAAGAUUCAAAAUUACAAUUCAAACUUUGAAGUUAUUUUGUUAUUUGUUUGU
Molecule: messenger RNA, 6367 nt
Organism: Haliotis rubra (blacklip abalone)
Lineage: Eukaryota; Metazoa; Mollusca; Gastropoda; Lepetellida; Haliotidae
Product: G-protein coupled receptor-associated protein LMBRD2-like
Exons: 13
Coding region: 107-2272 (721 amino acids)
Cellular component (GO): membrane
Source: RefSeq, a predicted model, not a curated record